Molecule: messenger RNA, 1976 nt
Organism: Silurus meridionalis
Lineage: Eukaryota; Metazoa; Chordata; Actinopteri; Siluriformes; Siluridae
Gene: irx1a
Product: iroquois homeobox 1a
Exons: 4
Coding region: 312-1628 (438 amino acids)
Biological process (GO): neuron differentiation; regulation of transcription by RNA polymerase II; cell development
Cellular component (GO): nucleus
Molecular function (GO): RNA polymerase II cis-regulatory region sequence-specific DNA binding; DNA-binding transcription factor activity, RNA polymerase II-specific
Source: RefSeq, a predicted model, not a curated record
AGAUCUUGCGCGAGAGCUGCGAGACACAGAGGAGGAGGAGGAGGAGGAGGAGGAGAGCGCGCGACGAGGAGAGGAGGCGGAGAGCGCAUCAUUCCGAACUCAGCGUUCAGCGCUCGCGCAUUCUUUCACGGACUUCAGCGGAGGAAACACGGAGGGUGUGUGUGUGUGUGUGUGUGUGUGUGUGUAAGAGAGAGAGAGAGAGAGAGAGAGAGAGAGAGAGAGAGAGGUUGAAAGAGUUCUCCGGGUUUUUUUCUCCACCAUCCUCGCGUGCUUGUUUGUUUGUUCGAUUUGGUUUGUUCCUCUCUCUGGACAUGUCGUUCCCGCAGCUGGGCUACCCGCAGUACCUGUACGGUGUCGGAGCGGCGGCUGAACGGCAGCUCCUUGCGCCGUCGUCAGUGUCUCCCGCAUCCCCGCCGUCCGCCGCGUCCUCGCGCGGGGCCAACUGCGACGUGGCCGGUAGCGCGUGCGCUGUCACGUCGCUGCUGGCGGCUGGAGCCGGGGGCGCCGGUGGCGUGUACGCGCAUCCGUACGGCUACGGCGCGUUCCUGCCGUACACCAGCGCCGCCGAGCUCGCGCUCUUCUCCCAGAUGGGUUCACAAUACGAUCUAAAGGACAGCCCUGGCAUAAGUUUUGCUGCCCACGCCUCCCCGGCUGCAUUCUACCCCUACGCCGGGUUCCAGUAUGGUGAUGCGUCAAGGCCCAAGAACGCCACACGGGAGAGCACAAGCACGCUGAAGGCCUGGCUGAACGAGCACCGGAAAAACCCAUACCCUACAAAGGGUGAGAAGAUCAUGCUGGCUAUCAUCACCAAGAUGACACUCACGCAGGUGUCCACAUGGUUCGCCAACGCCAGGCGGAGACUCAAGAAAGAGAACAAAGUGACGUGGGGCGCGCGGGCCAACGAGGAUGGCGAGGAUGGCAUAAUCUUCGGCAGCGACAAUGAAGACAAGCGUGAGGAUGAAGAGGAGAUUGACCUAGAGAGCAUCGACAUCGAUAAGAUUGACGAAAACGAUGGGGAUCGCAGCAACGCGGAGGAGGAGGAAGAUGAUGAUGAAGACGAGGAUGAGGAAAAACGAGCGCAAAAACUCCUGAAGGAGCGAGAUGAAGUGCGCAUGCAUGUGCACACCAAUGCUAAUGCUAAUGCUAACAAAAACAUGACCAUCAUGACGUCACCGAACCUUCAACUCCCUGUCAGCAGCAAACCUAAGAUCUGGUCGUUAGCGGAGACGGCGACAAGUCCGGAUGUGUCUAAAACCACUGGCGUCCAACACCCGGCCUUCCUCAACAACCAUAGACUUUACACUUGCCCCAUCAGCAAGAUCCACAGCUGGAACAACGGAGCAUUCCUCAGCCACAACUCACUGCUUAAUGUCCGCUCGCUGGUGGGAGUAAACCAGAACCAUCAUCAUCAACAUCAUCAACAUCAUCAUCAUCAUCAAACACAACAGCAACAGCAACAGCAACAACAGCAGCAACAGAGUACAAUUGAGAAGGACAAAGACCUAGAGCAGCUCAGCCCCAAACACACAGAGCGGGGAGUCGAGUCACCCACACAGCCCCUCACAAAGUCUUCAUUCAGACCUCUUCACGAUGGUCCCAGGAAUACUCAUCGAGUCCUCACAACCUGAUCGUCACACAAAAUGACUCAAAAAUAUGAAAUCAAUAAAUAAAUAAAUAUGGAUGGAUAUUUGGAGUUUUGUAAAUAUAAUAUUAAUAUUAAUAAUAUUAAUAAUACUAGCGCUUAAAUUAAUCCCGGGAUAAUGGGUAGGUUUGACUUCCUCUCUUUCUGUGUUAUUCAUUUUUUUGUUUUGUUUUUCCCUGUUUUUUUUUGUUGUUUUUUUUAGUUGUUUUGUUAUUUUUGUUUGUUUGUUCUGGGGGUUUUCUGUAAAUGCAGCAUCUCAAAUCUGUAAAUAGUGACUUGACGGAGUUUGUGCAGAUCAUAUAUUUUGUCUAUAAUAAAGUCAAGAAAUUAUAGA